Molecule: messenger RNA, 5201 nt
Organism: Chiloscyllium plagiosum (whitespotted bambooshark)
Lineage: Eukaryota; Metazoa; Chordata; Chondrichthyes; Orectolobiformes; Hemiscylliidae
Source: RefSeq, a predicted model, not a curated record
CGCACUUGGCUUCGGUAACCCAGCAGAUUUGUCCUGGUUGCCACGACAAGGCCUGGAUCUCCAAACUGUCCUUCGAGCUGGAGUGAUGUUGCUGAUCCCUUUACUGGCUCAUGUUAAGAGUUUAAAGGAAAAAGGUUCAAGGUGGCUUGACUGCUUUCCCUCAUAUGUUUAAUCUUCUCCUUCAUGCUGUACCCCACCUCUUCCCACCCAGCAUGCCCACAACAACAGAUGGCAAAAAUCUGUCACUUCCUACUUGUUGUACAAUUGCAAUUUUCAUGAAACUAAGUGACUGCUUCUUUGUUGACUAUGGCAUUCAAGACAAGAUCUCGAAAACUUGCACCAUUGGAUUCUAAUGUUAUACUUGGGGCAAUCUCGCCAGCUAAUCGGUAUCUUAUGCGUCUGAUUGAGGACAAAAAGGAACUAUCUUUUAAAAAGCCAACAGAGGAAAGAAUGAACUUGGUGUUUCAGGUAUUAGAUGACCUCUUGCCACACAUGGGCAUAUUUACCAAAGUAUUGAAACUCAUCAGAGAUGAACUCUAUGAUGGAAUAUAUAGUACUGAAAUUACUGGGAGUUCAGCACGAGAAUCUGAAAUGGCUGAUACAAUCACACGAGUGCCUUACUUCAGCUUGUUUCAUAAAUUACAGGAAAAAAGAAAUGAAAAGACAGAGGAAGUUUGCACUGAAUUGAAUAAUUUAAAAGAAAUUUUGUUGCAGAAGAAGCAAGACCAAAUUGAUUUGCAACUCAAAGUAGCUGAACUGAACAAGAGCAAUGAAAUGCUGGAAGAUCACAUUACUUUCCUCAAUGACAAGAUGCAUGAAAAAACUGAGGAGACCAAAAGGCUCCAUCAGGACUAUCAAGGUCUACAGGAGGAAAUUGCAAAGCAAACCAGGUACUAUGAAGGGACGAUCACAGACUUGAGAGCAAUGCUACAGACUAUAAAGGCUCAAGUGGUUUCAUUAAACCAGUAUAAGAAGAUCUAUGAAGACCUUCAAGAUGGUUUCCAAUACCCCAUUGAAAUUAAGAAGAAAACUGCAUUUGCAACAAUUUUCAGAAAAUCUCCUGGGAACAGAAAAACAGUACAAGCAACAAGCAAGGUUCAUUUACUUUCAUGUAUUGAGGCCACAAAACAGCUUCAACAUCAGCUUAUGCAAGUUCAGAACAGUGUUUUUGAAGAUUUUGAUUUAUAUUUGGAAAAUCAUAGGAAUUGGCUGGCUUCCAGGGAGUUCCAGAAUAUCAGAGAUGAUCCCGCUUAUUGUAUUGAGGAACUUGAAAUACAAGCUAUAAAUAAAGAAUUUGCAGGAAAACAGAAGUUAUUUCAGCAGUCAAUGGCACAAAUUGUAACAGAAUUGGCCCUUGUCAAUCAACACAAAGAAAGCUUGCAACAGCAGCUGGACGAACAAGAAAAGUAUCUGUUUCAGGAAAGACAAGAUGAAGAAAAAUAUGUGAAAUCUGCACCACAUACCACACAAGCUCCUGUGUCAAAGGUCACUUCUGGAAGCUCAGGAUUAGGAAGAGGUUCAAGUCCUUCGGUACUAAGUGGGUUAGAGAACUACAUGGAUGAAUCUCUACAAGAAGUUUUCUCCGAUGUCUUUCCUGCAAAUGAAAUUGUGCUGAACAAAUAUUCAGCCAUGAUUUUUACCUCUUGCAACGGUGGAAAUUCAUAUGUAGAGGUGAAGGGGGCCACAAUGUGUUUGAGCUGUGCAGAAAAGACGCUGAUCUGUCCACAUAAAAUUGGUAACAACUGUGUGAUUGCACUGCCCAAGAAUUGCACCCAUAUUAAAAUCAGCAGACCCAAAGCUCACAUCAUUACCAUGGAGGCUAAGCUAGAGCAUGUAGCUGUCCCAGCCUGUGAUACAGUAACUGCCACAGUGCCUGAAUCAUAUGCCGUCAGUCAAUUCUUGCUGGAUUCCUCAAGCACAGUCUCUGUAGAACAGUCUAACAAAUCAAAAGAUGACACGACACAACGACCAUCAGCCCCUGGAGCUUGUAAACUCCGGUUGCCACAGGCAGAGAGCAGCUGGCAGAGGGAAGAGAAAAAUGCUCUGGGAGCUGAUUUUACAUCACUCUGGGACUGCUUCAGCAAUUGUGCACAAAUCAAGCAAGUGCUACCCAGAACAAUCUCAGUGAAUCGCUGUCUGUCCAUAAUUGAACACCUUGCAGCCAAUCUUUUGUGGAAAGAUGAAAUCAAACUAAUGAGUGAACCAGCUCUUUCUAUUCAGGAUUCCCUCGUUGCACUCUUCACUGAUUACUAUGUUGUGGAAGAACUCAGCAACUUGUCACUAUUUAAUUUUCUGACUGCCAUAGAGAAAUAUGCAUCAACAAACAGGCUGAUUGCCGUAUUUGGCCAUAUUUUGUGUGGGAAGUUGGAUGCCGUGGUGUUACGUUACAUUGUUUUGAUGGCCGAGCUGGUGAACUGUGUCUCCUGGCAGUCUGUUAGUGAUUUCCAGAUGUUUGUCUCUGUAGUUUAUUCUUUACAGGAUGAUGAAAUUGAGACAAUAUUGAUGAGCUAUCGGGGUUUCAAUGAGAAACGUGUUUCAAAAACACUUGUGAUGGAAUAUAUUCUGAAACUCAUCUUAACAAAUUCUGAACCACUAUUUAAAGAGUGUGAAGCCAAUCUCCAACAGCAUUCUGAGACUGAGCCUGGUUAUCUAACAAGCACAGAAUUUGCACUGGCCUUUGAAAAAUUUGCUCCACAGUGCAAAACAAAACUGAACCAGGUCUUGGUUGAACAAUCCAUUACUGCAAAGCAAAGUGCCUUUAUUUCUUUAUCAAGUGCAGCACAGAUUACAGCAUACUUGAUGUUGCUGCAGCAAAUGGAUCUGCACAAAGAACAUCUACAGAUUACACCAGAGCUAUCCUCAACAUUAACCACUGAUGUUAAACCAGAAGAUGGACAUCUCAUUACCAUAUCUAAGUUGAAACUGCUUGUUAAUAAUAUGGCCAGGAUCAAGAAGAUACAAUUGGCAUACGCCCACACAGUCUAACAGAAAGCAGUCGCUGUGUUGGUCAAAUGACUCAAUCCACUGACUUCAAGACAAAAUCAGCACUUCCAGAUUCUACUAAUGAAGAUAGACGGACUUUGAAAGAACUAUGAACUUUAAUUCUUUUUAAAUGAUGGAGUAUAAUUUUGUUGCCAGUUAGCAAAAUUUUAAUGUCAAAUUUGUAUGAACACAAAAUUCCUGUGCAGUUGCCACCAUUUACACCUUCUGUGCUUCCCAGCUUUAUGGGACAAAUACCAUUACCAUUCUUAUGCAAGUGUCAUAAGAAGUAAGUACAAAAGCACUGCUUAUCACUUACAAAGAAUACUUUUGGACAGGUCUUCUGACCUCACUAACCUGCCCCAUUACCUCCACUGCUCCGACAAUGUUUCACAACAUGCAAUGUUCAACUUUAUUCUAAAUGAUGACAUCACAAAGGAUUGGUGCUGCAAUGAGUCUUUGACAUAAUUUCCUCUUUGCUGGUAAACUUACAUUUGGUGAUUCUCUCAGUCUGUAUGGAAAGGCAAAGGAAACUCAUGCUGACACCCUGUGGUAUUUCUGUGACCAGUAGAGCCACUUCUGAUGUAAAUGUACAACAGUUAGUUAAUUCAGUAACAAACAUAAAGAAUAGGAGGUAGAAUGUUUGGCCAUUGAUCAUUCUCCACCAUUCAAAAAGAUCCUGGCUGAUAUGUUUGGAUUUUGAAUUCUACAUUCCCAUCUACCCCACUUCUCCAUUCACCAUGUCUUUGCAUUCCUCAUAUAAAUCCUUGAAUAAAUUGGAAAAGGUUGAGGCCCCAGCACAGAUCCCACCAGGACACCAAUGAUCACAUCAUGCCUAUUUUUGCAGACUCCCUACUUUUGGCUAGACAGUCAAUCUUCUGUCCAUGCUUACACUUACUUCCUCCACCAGGCACUUUUAUUUUCUGCAGUAACUUUCGAUGUGACAGCAUAUCAAAUGCCUUUUAGAAAUUCAAGUACAGUAAAUCUACAGGCUCUGUUUUAUCCACAGCGUUUCCUACUCCUUCAAAGAAUUCCAAUUAAAUGGUUCAUUUUGAUUUCCCUCUGAGAAACCAAGCUGACUUUUCAUGAUUACCUUGAGGUUUCCAAGUGUGCAACUCUAAUGUCUUGAAUGAUUGAUUCUAACACCUUCCUCAUGACAAAUAUCAAGCCUACUGGCCUAUACUUUCCUGUUUUCUUGAGUAGAUAAGUUAUAUUUGCUACUUUGCAGUCUAAUAGAACUUUUCUUGCACCUAGGGAUCUAUGGAAAAUUAAAUCUAAUGCAUCUACAACUUCAGUAACAACCAUCUUUUAAGGCCACAGGGUGAAAUCCAUCUGGACUCAGAGUCAAGUCAGCCUACCUCUCCAUCAGUUUGCUUUGUACCACUUCCCUCAUGAUUAUAAUUUUGCUAAGUUUCUCUCUUCCUUCCUACUCCUUCCAGCUUGCUUAUGGGAUGUGGAUGUCACUGGUAAGGCAACAUUUAUUGCCCAUCUCAAAGGUCCCUUGAAUUGAAUGGAUUGCCAGGCCAUUUCAGGGCCAAGUUAAUAGUCAAGCACAUUACUGUAGGUCUGCAGUCACGUGUUGGACAGACCAGAAAACGGUGGCUGAUUUCCAUCACCAAAGUACAGUAGUGAACCAGAUGGAGUUUUGUGACAAUUGGCAGUAUGUACAUUAGGCCAGCUGUUAAUUCCAUUGAAUUGAAAUUUCACCAAUGUCCAUGGUGGGAUUCAAACCUACAUCCUUGGAACAAUAGCCUGGGGGUCUGGAUUACUGGUCCAGCUUGAUUACCACCAUGCCAAUGCCUCCCCAAUUGUUUUAAAUCCUUGAUAGUGAAAAUAGAAGCAAAAUGUUUGUUCACUUCGUCUGGUAUUUCCUUAUUAUCUAUGAUUAACUUCCCAUUCUCACACUCUAAAGGACCCAUACUCACUUUACUUCCUUUUUCCCUUUUUAAAAUAUUUGUAGCAACUCUUACUAUCUGUUUUUACAUUCCUUACUAGCUUCCCUUCACACUGAAAUUUCUUUCUUCUGAUUAACUUUGAGACAUUUCUUUCCAUUCUUUAUAGGCUGAUCAAUGACCUGACCUGCCAUUUCUCUUUGCAGAUUUAGAUGCAUUGUUCCUUAAGUUUGAUGCUUUCCCACACUUAAGAAUCAAAAAGUUAUAGAGAUGUACAGCACGGAAACAGACCCUUUGGUCCAACUCCACCAUGCCAUUCAGAUAUCCUAA